AUGGGAAACGAGACCAGCUACCAAUCCGCGAUGUGCAACCACUUUGACCAGGAUGAGAUUAGAAGGUUGGGCAGAAGUUUCAGGAAGAUGGACUUGGACAAAUCGGGCUCCCUGAGCAUAGAUGAGUUUAUGUCGCUGCCUGAGCUGCAGCAGAACCCACUGGUAAGUCGAGUGAUCGACAUCUUCGACACGGAUGGCAAUGGGGAAGUGGACUUCCAUGAGUUCAUCAUGGGCACCUCGCAGUUCAGCGUCAAGGGCGACGAAGAACAGAAGUUAAGAUUCGCCUUCAGAGUCUACGACAUGGACAAAGAUGGCUACAUCUCCAAUGGGGAGCUCUUCCACGUGCUGAAGAUGAUGGUGGGUAACAACCUCAUGGACUGGCAGCUGCAGCAGCUGGUGGACAAAACUAUCUUGGUCCUGGAUAAGGACGGCGAUGGCCGGAUAUCCUUCACAGAGUUCUGUGAUGUGGUGAAAAACAUGGAGAUCCACAAGAAGUUGGUCGUGUUUGUGUGA
Cricetulus griseus (Chinese hamster) is the source of this 513-nucleotide messenger RNA. NCBI's taxonomy places the organism in Eukaryota, Metazoa, Chordata, Mammalia, Rodentia, Cricetidae. The record is from RefSeq and is a predicted model, not a curated record.